CAUGUGAAGUGCACUGAAGAACACGUAACUAAAUAAUCACAUGAAUUAUAAAUGGCACGUGCAAUAUACUACAGAAUUGAAAGUAAUUUAAUAAUAUAUAAGCUAAUGAGAAAAUAAUGACUAUAAUGCCGUCAGUCAUUAACUGUGUACACAACUUUAACUGACUGCGAAAAAUAAUUUGCGCUUUUGUGCUACCAAACUCAAACCGAAUCCGAAAAGAGGUUUGCUCGGGAUUGUAACAGCCAAGUCAUGCACUUAAAAGUGCACGUAUGCAUGUGUGCGUGUGUGUGUGUGUGUGUGUAUUGUACGUGUACAUAAUUUCACACGUGCAAUUUUAAUGAACUUUUCACACUCAUUACACUCAAUGGACAAAGAGACAGAGCAGAGUUGCGCGCACGGCAUUCCCGUACACACAUACACAGAUACAACCGAAUACACGGAGCGCCAGUUAACUUCCGGUUCCGGCACUUUUUGUAACCGCACGCAAGACAUGUCAGAAUGUGCUAGAUGCAUGUGCUCGACUUGCAGCUAUCAUGCAAUUAAUUGGAGUUCUUGAUUAGCUUUACAGAAAAAAUAUAUUAAAUCAAAUGUUCAAAAAAUAUUCAGAUGCAGUAUAUAUUUGUUCAAGAUUGAGCGUGAUACAAAAUACACGAUGGAAGGGCAAUGUUUUGAAAAAAAAAUUGUAUUCAAUUGGAAUUUGUAUAUACUUAUAAAUAUAAUAAGUCAAAAGCUGAUAACAGAGCGGCGACGCAAGUAUAUUCUAUAUACAUACCUAUCACUCUUAAAGAUUUGUGGCAGUGAAACGGUUGGCAAUCUCGGAUUAAAUAAAAUGAAAAUACAUACAUAUACUUUAUUGGAAGUGUUUGUUAUGUCAUUUUUAGUGCAAUCAAAUAAACAUUUCACAAAAGGCUGGUCGUCGAAACACAAUAAGGAAAACGAUUUGCAGUGUGAAUUUUACUGCUAUAAAGUGGUAAAGCCGCUUCUAAGCUAUGCCGCCUCUGUUAGAGCAAAGGAGGAGCAGUUCUCAGAGUUACAAAAGAAAAUAGAUAAUCAAGAUGCACUUAUCGCAUACUUAAAGGAGGUUAUCAGACAAAAGGACAAUCUAACCGCCACAUCUAAUAAAACCAUUUUAAUUCAGAAUGAUUUUCUGAUUACAAUUAAGAAGCAACUUGCGUUAAAUGAGGCUCAAAUAACUAAAAUGGAAUCUGAAAUAAAAUUAAAAGAUUCUCAAAUUGAUAAGAAAAAUUCAGAAAUACAGCUAUUGCAAUCCAAGAUCAGUUCAGAGCUUGAAAACCUAAUCAAGGCGAACACAUUACCCUCAAGCUGCCUGGGAAAGUUGACAGAUAUCUAUACGAUUAAGGUGCCCAACAUAGAGCCCUUCCUUGUACCCUGUGACUCAAAAUUGGCCGACAACGGAUGGACUGUUAUUCAGCGUCGCGUGGAUGGAAGCGUGGAUUUCAAUCGCGACUGGGACCAAUACAAGGCCGGUUUCGGUGAUUUACAUGGAAAUUUCUUCAUAGGACUAGAGAAAUUACACCAUAUGACUUUAUCGCAGCCCCACGAACUAUAUGUAUACCUUGCGGAUUUCGAGAAUAACGCACGUUAUGCCAAAUAUAGUCACUUUCAAAUUGGCAACGAGUAUGAGUCGUACAAGCUAAAAAAACUUGGAACUUAUUCUGGAAAUGCUGGUGAUGCCUUUAAAAUUCAUUUAAACAUGAAUUUUACAACAAAAAACAAUGAUAAUGAUACUUCGAUGAAAGCGAACUGUGCUCAUGAUUUGUAUUAUUUUCGAAAUAAACAAACUGAAAAUUUAACUUUGAUAAGAUGUGCUGUUCGGCCAAUUUCUCUCAUAAGAUCGUGUGUUUGCUGACAGACAAGUAGAUGGACUGGACCUUGAUAAGUGCAGGGUAUAAAGAGAUAGAGAGAGAGAGAGAGAGAGAGAGAGAGAUACUUGUCUUGUCAAAUCGUGCGCAUAAAACUUUCCCCAUGAAAAGUUGUACCUUUGCCUGAAAUGUGCCCAUUUUCCGACUCACGACAGGUUGACAGAAACAGUUGCAAGUACAACAACGACAACAACAACAACAACAACAGCAAUGACACCGACAGUAGCAACUGAUAACUGGAUAAGGUAACAACAAUGUUGGGUGUCAUCUACUGGAUGCUGCACACGAUGUGGUCUCAUUCGCAUUCUACGUGAUCUGUUGAGCUUCUAUCGAGGCUUGUCAAAGGUGGCCAUCACUUCCGGUUGCGUUUCCCCACCUUUUUUGGUGCAGUUCCGUUUGGCUAUACUUGUGCCGCGUCUCAAGCUGCCGCCCUCGAGACAAAUUGAAUUCGUGCAUUUUUUGUGCAGCGCAUACAAAUGGCGAACCAACUGGCGGCGACGUUGACUUUGUCGUUGAGGUUUCAAUGUUGCCCUCACAUCGAGUACUUUCAUCUUGUUAUAUCAUAUGUUACGCAUUAGAGUCUAAAUAAUUUGAUUCCUAAAGAAAAAAGUGCAUUCUUGAUAAGAGAAAUAGAUAAAAUAUGUCAAAUAGU
Messenger RNA from Drosophila virilis, 2535 nucleotides. Its product is annotated as fibrinogen-like protein A. NCBI's taxonomy places the organism in Eukaryota, Metazoa, Arthropoda, Insecta, Diptera, Drosophilidae. The record is from RefSeq and is a predicted model, not a curated record.